Molecule: messenger RNA, 1665 nt
Organism: Calypte anna (Anna's hummingbird)
Lineage: Eukaryota; Metazoa; Chordata; Aves; Apodiformes; Trochilidae
Gene: DUSP19
Product: dual specificity phosphatase 19
Exons: 4
Coding region: 58-696 (212 amino acids)
Biological process (GO): protein dephosphorylation; regulation of MAP kinase activity
Cellular component (GO): cytoplasm
Molecular function (GO): JUN kinase phosphatase activity
Source: RefSeq, a predicted model, not a curated record
GGGGCUGUGCCGGUGACAGCGGCGGCGGUAGUCGCGGGGGAGCGGCGGGCCCGGGCCAUGCACUCACUCGCCCAGGAGAUCCGCAGCUUCUCCAGGACCAACCUGCGGAAGCAACGCACCCGCGUCACGACGCUGACCGGCAGAAGGAUCAUCGAGACGUGGCGCGGCUCCUGCCUGCAGGUGGAAGAGGAGGCGGCGGCGGUAGCGCCCGGCUACGUGCAGGAUCUCAGCGCCGACCUCCAGGUCGGCGUUGUGAAGCCUUGGUUGCUGCUGGGGUCUCAGGAUGCUGCUCACGACCUGGAGACGAUGAAAAAACAUAAGGUUACUCAUGUUCUAAAUGUGGCAUAUGGAGUCCAAAAUGCCUUCCUUGAUGACUUUAUAUACAAGACUAUUUCUAUUUUGGACCUCCCAGAAACUGAUAUAAUCUCCUAUUUCCCAGAAUGUUUUGAGUUUAUUGAGAAAGCCAAGAUCCAGGAUGGUGUUGUACUGGUCCACUGUAAUGCAGGAGUCUCCCGUGCAGCAGCAGUAGUCAUCGGUUUUCUAAUGAAUUCAGAAGGACUGAGUUUUGCAAGAGCCUAUUCCUUGGUUAAAAAUGCAAGGCCUGCAGCUUGUCCAAAUCCUGGCUUCAUGGAGCAGCUUCACAAGUACCAAGAACAGAAUAUAAAAGCAAAUGGCAGCAUAAAUGAUCACAACUGAUCAGAAGGAGAUGACAAAAAAAUCUUGUUUGGCUGUACAGUAACUGAUGUUAAUCUGUCAUUUUGCAGUCCCCAUUCACAUGUGCAUUUUUAACUCUUUAUGCAUUUUUUUUGUCUCUCCUUCAACCCUUUUUUUCAGCAUUCACUCUAAAGGCCAAAUACUACUCCACUAACUUCAGAGUUGAUUUUGCCCAAGAAUAAGCUCUUCUUAGAGCAUGAGUAGAAGGAAAAAGUUCAAUUUUCCUUGUAAUAUUAAAAAAAAACCCCAUUUUUAAAAAAUGAACCUUCAAAGAAUGCAGGCACUAGAGGAAGAAAAUAACUGAGGUGAGUUGCCCUAUUUAAUUUAAUACUAAACUAAAUAUUCAUUCUAGUUGGUUGUAAAAUCUAGAUAAUAAAAUGUUCCUAUCAUAAAGUACCUCAAUACUAGAUUUUAAAUUUAUGUUGCAAAUAAAGAGGAUUUUAUUGCAUUUUUGGGGCUAGGCAGCCCUUAAAUAUUUUUUGAAAUAAAAAUAGAUGGCCUCUUGAUGGAAUUAAAAAGGUGCAGGAUAUUUUAAUGCUUCAUUUCUUUCUAGCAUUUGUCAUCUAGUAGUCAUUUGAAGUGUACCAACAUGAUGUUUUCAAAAUGGUGUAACCAGGCUGUCACAGUUUUUUUGUAGAUCAUUUCAGUAGAGAUACAAAAAAAAUGUAAGUCUCUCUCUGACUCACUACUUCUGCCUUUUCUUUGCAUUCAGUCCUUAUUUACUGUCCGAUCACUCCAUUCCACAUCAUGUAUAAAGAACAGAUGUCAUAGGACAGGUGAUCUUGACCCUCCUGACAGACCUUGGGCUGGUGUUAACUGUCUUAAGAUGGCAUGUUAAAAACCCAACCAACACAAAGUGUAAAAGAUUUAAACAGUAUUUUUGGGGCCUUCAUGCCAGUUCUAAAUGGUUUGAUAUGUUAAUAUGCAAUGAAAUAAAAAGAACACUGUGUU